UAAUGCACCAAGAACUUGUAACACUCCAACGAGAAAGGAAAAACUGAAACCACAUCAUAUGUCCCCUUUAAAACAAGAGAUUGGUUUGAGACAACGCUGACUAAUUAAUAGGAUGCAAUUAUCAACUAGUAAUGUCUAAAACUCAUUUUUUUAAAUAGUUUUAUUUGGUAAUACAUAUCUAAUUGUAAGUGUACCAUAUGUUUAAAUGUCAGUUUUUUUUCUGUGUUUUAUUUUCUUUUUUAUCUCAACAGCCAGUGCUCUGACUUUGGUAACUGGAGAUGUUAGUAUCAGACUGCUGAAUGGUAAUAAUGACUGCUCUGGAAGAGUUGAGAUCCUGUAUAACGGCACAUGGGGGACAGUGUGUGAUGAUGCCUGGGACAUGAAUGAUGCUGCUGUGGUGUGCAGACAGCUGGGAUGUGGAAGUGCUGUUAGUGCACAUGGCAGUGCUCGUUUUGGCCAGGGUAGUGGUCAGAUCUGGUUGGAUGAUGUGGGAUGUUCAGGAAGUGAAUCAUCGCUCACACAGUGUUCACAUCGUUCUUUUGGAACACAUAACUGUGGUCAUAGUGAAGAUGCUGGUGUUGUUUGUUCAGGGCAACUACCAGACAUAAGGUUGGUCGGUGGGUCUGAUUCAUGCUGUGGGAGAGUGGAGAUCCGUUAUAAUGGCACAUGGGGAACCGUGUGUGAUGAUCACUGGGACAUGAAUGAUGCUGCUGUGGUGUGCAGACAGUUACAGUGUGGAUCAGCCAUCAGUGCUCCUCCUAAAGCUGCCUUUGGUCAAGGCAGUGGAUCGAUCUGGCUGGAUGACGUUAAAUGUUCAGGAAGUGAAAGAGCCCUCACACAAUGUCCACACAGAGGACUAGGAACACAUAACUGUAAACAUGGUGAAGAUGCUGGUGUUGUUUGUUCAGGUGAGCUGCGGAUGCCGACUCUUUCCCUGACCUCCACACAUGCAGCUGUUUCUCCUGGAGAAAAUCUCCAGUUCAGUUGCACAACACCUAAACCAAGAUGCGAGGCUAAAGCUGAAUUCCAGCUCUUCAGAAACGGACCAUCUGUACCCUCCCAGACACAUGAAUCUAGUGUGACUUUCAACCUUGUUAAUGUAGACGUCUCACAUCAGGGCAGCUACAGCUGCCGUUACUCCUACCAAAACAACACCAAAUCACCUUUGAGCAACAUUAUUAUCAUCACUGUGGUGAACUUGCAGCAGCCCAAAAUUUUCUUCAGUGAUCCUGAUGGAUCGUUUCAUGUGGGGCUUCAGGGGCCAGUGAUCAUCAGGGGUCACAGUUUCAUUAUCAUCUGUUCAGCUCAAUCUCAGUUUCCUGGAGGAUCUUUUCACCUGUACAUAGGGUCAAGCAUCACCAGGACUGAGUCAGCUGUCAGUCACUCUGCCUCCUUCUUCUUUCCUGAGGCAGAUUUUUCCCACGAGGGAAACUACAGUUGUGUUUAUGAAGUCAGUGUCUCUUCACGCUCCUUUCGUUCAUCUCCCUCUGAACUUCUGCUCAUCACUAUUAUAGUGAACUUGCAGCAGCCCAGUAUUUCUCACAGUGAUCCUGAUGGAUGGUUUGAUGAGGGGCCUCAGGGGCCAGUGAUCACCAGGGGUCACAGUUUCACUAUCAUCUGUAACACUGACUCUCAGUUUCCUGGAGGAUCUUUUCACCUGUUCAGAGGAUCAAACAUCACCAGGACUGAGUCAGCUGUCAAUCACUCUUCCUCCUUCUUCUUUCCUGAAGCAGAUUAUUCACACGAGGGAAACUACAGUUGUGUUUAUGAAGUCAGUGUCUCCUCACGCUCCUUCCGUUCAUCUGACUCUGAACUGCUGCUCAUCACUAUCACAGCCUCUCUGCUUCCUGUCAUUGGUGCUGCAGUGUCAGCUGUGCUGCUCUUAUUGUCUGUCCUUAUAAUCAUCCUCCUGCUGAAGAGAAGACAAAAGAACAAGAACAAGGAAACUAAUUUAAAGUGCUCUUUCACAAAAGGUGCAGGUAAUACAUAUGCAGGUGCCUCCCAUGAUAACAAAAAUGAAGAAGAUGAUGAGGCUGAUUAUGAAAAUGUAGAGCUUGGUGAAAACAUGGAUCAUAAUGAAUCUGAACAGGACUAUAUUAAUGUGGACUCUGAUCAUUCUGAAGAGGACUAUGUCAAUGUGGACUCUGAUCAUUCUGAAGAGGACUAUGUCAAUAUGAAUGUUAUUGAAAAUAAAAGUGUGGUCAAAUCUGAUGAUAACAUUUAUGAAAGUUGUUUUGACUAAUACCACGUCAUUUGAAUGAAUUAUCUUGGCCAACUUGAAGAACAUCACUGCACCCUUGAUACAUCUUGCAACACCUUGACAGACCUGGGAAUUACGCAAUGAUCUUAUUGGUGGACUUCAGCUCGGCCUUUAAUACCAUCAUGUUUGAUCUUCUUUCGGACAAACUGAUCCAGUUCUGUGGGGCCUCCCAAAUCUGUCAGUGGACUACCAGCUCCUUUAAAGACAGGCAACAGCUAGUAAGUGAGGCUGGGAAAACUCACAUCUAGGACCCUGACUAUCAGCACUGGUGCCCCUCAGGGAUGUGUUCUCUCCCCACUGCUAUUGUCCCUGUACACAAAUGUCUGCACUUUAAAGGACCCCUCUGUAAAGCUCCUGAUGUUUGCAGAUGUCACUACAGUCAUUGGCCCCAUCUAGGACUGUGCUAAGUCUGCAUAUGGUUGAGCAAAUGGCUGUGUGGUGGAAUCAGAGCCAAAACAGUGGAGAUGAUAGUGGACUUUAGGAGAAAUCCCCCUGCAAUUCCCCCACUGUCCAUCAUAAACAGCAUUGUAACAGCAGUGGAGUAAUUCAGGUUACUGGGCACCACCAUCACUCAGCACCUGAAGUGAAACAAUCACAUCGUCUCUUUUGCAAAAGAAAAAAAAAAUCAUAGCAGAGGUUGUAUUUCCUUCACCAGCUAAGUACCUGCCACCCAGUUCUACUCGGCCAUCACUGAGUCUGUCCUGUGUUUAUCUUUAACUGUCUGGUUUGGUUCAGCUACCAAAUCAGACAUCAAGAGACAACAAUGGACAGUCAGGACUGCUGAGAGGAUUACUGGUGCUCCCUGCUUAACCUUGAAAAAUGUAAAAAUAAAACACUCAGGACCCCUCACACUGAGCCCACUCUAUCUUUGAACUGUUGCCCUCUGGUUGUUGCUACAGAGCACUGACCAGCAAAACAGCCAGGCACAAGAACAGUUUUUUCCCUCGGGCCAUAUUCCACCUGAACAACACGUAACAUCUCAGGACUGCACAUCUCUACAUGACUUCUCAAAACUGUUCAUCUAUAAAUAGCAAAUUUGCAGUCAUAAAUCUUUUUUUUCCUCUAUAUUUUUAUUGCCAUGUAUAUUUUUUUAUUUAUUGUAUAUUCUCUUUAUUAUUAGUGUUAUGUUUCA
Carassius auratus (goldfish) is the source of this 3392-nucleotide messenger RNA. RefSeq lists its product as uncharacterized. Gene Ontology annotation, molecular function: serine-type endopeptidase activity. The coding region runs from base 206 to 2242 and encodes 678 amino acids. Gene Ontology annotation, biological process: zymogen activation. The record is from RefSeq and is a predicted model, not a curated record. Lineage: Eukaryota; Metazoa; Chordata; Actinopteri; Cypriniformes; Cyprinidae. Gene Ontology annotation, cellular component: plasma membrane. The transcript has 8 exons.